CUUCCCAGAAAAGCUGAAAGUGCUUCUUAUUUACAGGUUUCCUCUUACAAGACCUGAUCUUUGCAAGAAAUGGGAAGCUGCUGUCAAAAGGAAAAACUUCAAGCCAACCAAGUAUAGCAGCAUUUGUUCAGAGCACUUUACUCCCGAUUGCUUUAAAAGGGAAUGCAACAACAAGCUUCUGAAAGAAAAUGCAGUGCCCACAAUAUUUUGUUAUACAGAACCCAGUGAAAAGCCUGAAGAAUUUGCAGAACAGCCAGAAGAUCCACUACCACCACCUCCGCCGCCGCCGCCACCACCACCACCACCACCACCACCACCAGCAGCUCCAGUACUACCGCCAUCUCCAUCAACUCCUUCUUUUCAUUUGUCUCAAAUAGAUGCCAGAUUUGUAGAUCCAAGUAUUGGAUUAUUGAUGCCUCCUCUCCAGACCCCUAGCAAUCUUGCUGUUUUUUGUGAUCACAACUAUACCGUAGAGGAUACAGUUCAUCAGCGAAAAAGAAUUCAGCAGCUGGAGGAACAAGUUGAAAAACUGCGGAAGAAGCUCAAGACAGCACAACAGCGAUGCCGGCGUCAGGAAAGACAAAUUGAAAAACUGAGAGAGAUUGUUCAGUUUCAGAAAGAAAAAGACAUAUUGGCAGGAAAAGGCUAUGUGAUUCUGCCCAAUGACUAUUUUGAAGUUGUAGAAGUACCUGCCUAGAAGUCAUGAACAUCAGUUU
Pelecanus crispus (Dalmatian pelican) is the source of this 716-nucleotide messenger RNA. The record is from RefSeq and is a predicted model, not a curated record. NCBI's taxonomy places the organism in Eukaryota, Metazoa, Chordata, Aves, Pelecaniformes, Pelecanidae.